UCCAUUGCAUGCACACUCUGUCUGAAAAAUAUAUCGGUGCGCAAGCGUACCCAGCGCAAACACCACCAGCAAUGGCCUGGACCUAGUGAAAAAAUCUUCCACCGCUCUGCGAAAAUGUCCCGUGUAAAGAUACGCACCCAAAAUUUACAGAUUACAAAGAAUUGUGAGAUGUGACGAAAAACAUUGCAAGUUAUUGCCACUCAACCGAGAAUGUUUUGAUACUCUCAAUGAGUCCCCAUUCUCUCGAUUUGUCUCACUUUUCCGGCAAUAUCGAUUACAUCGGUCCGGUGUUAUGAAUAUCCUGGGAAUGUGUAUCCUCAUUUGAUACUUAAUGUCAAUUUACCGAGGAAAUUAAUAUUCAGAACAAAUUGACGAAUGAUCUGUGGAAAAUUUAUCGACAUUUGGAUAUGUACCACGGUCUAUUUGUGGAGAAACAAUCGCCCGUUAGUAAUUAAAUCCGAUUUUCUGUAUUGAGUUUCAACUUUGUAAAUUUCACACAACAAUUUCCCAAGAUGGAAAUAAGGCGAGGAUCUUUCAUUAAAAAAAUCAUCCUGAUAAUUUGUUUUCUACUGAUACUUUCUUGGAUAAUAUUGAACGAUACUUCCUGCCUAUUUGGGGGUAUCACACGGAAAAUAACGCUCCAGCGAAUCCGACUAACUGCAUUCCAGGAAAUUCAUUUGAAGCGUACUAUUGGGGAAAUUAAAGUCGAGGAGAUUCCAUUAGAUGAACUUCUGAAUGUUGAAGUUAAUGUAACGAGUAAAGUUCAAGUCGUGCCUUUGUGGACUAAUAACGAUAGUUUGACAGACAGUAUCGAUGUAUCACCUAAAUACAGAGUUCUGAAGCAACAGGGACUGGUACCUACUAGACAAUUACCAAGUGCUUUGAUUAUUGGGGUGAAGAAAGGGGGAACGAGAGCGCUUUUGGAAUUUUUGAGGUUGCAUCCGGAUAUUCGAGCCGCGGGCUCUGAAGUUCACUUUUUCGAUCAUCAUUAUCCGAAAGGAUUCCAUUGGUACAGGCACCGAAUGCCGCCGACUCUAGAAGGCCAAGUGACAAUGGAGAAAACCCCCUCGUACUUCAUAACAGUGGAAGCGCCGAGAAGAGUUCAACUCAUGAACCCAGGCACAAAAUUGAUUGUCGUUGUUCGGGAUCCCGUGACGAGAGCAAUCUCUGACUAUACUCAAGUCAAGAGUAAGCGUCCGAACCUCCCGAAAUUUGAAGAGAGAGCCUUUGUCAAUGGCUCACAAAUCGUCGACACUAACUGGGCUCCACUGAGGAUUGGAGUAUAUUCGCGAUAUUUAGAACGUUGGCUCCAGUAUUUCCCCCUUUCUCAGUUACUUUUUGUAUCGGGGGAGAAACUGAUUGCUGAUCCAGUGUUUGAGAUUACAAGAGUUCAGGAUUUUCUGGGAUUGAAACGAGUGAUUUCCGAAAAACAUUUUUACUUCAAUUCGACGAAGGGGUUCCCUUGCUUGAAGAAGUCUGAGCGGAGUGCUGCUCCUCAUUGUUUAGGAAAAACCAAAGGUCGAAGUCAUCCCCACAUUGAGCAAACAGCAAUCGAGCGACUACGGGACUUCUACCGACCCUUUAAUCAACGAUUCUAUCAGCUCACUGGCAUAAAUUUCGAGUGGACUUAAUGAAUAAUCUAACUGAUGCUAUUUUACGUACAAUUAUUACUUUCUAAACAUAUCCUAGAUUAUCCAACGAAAGAGCAACUGUUCCCUUCUCCCCCUUACGAAAAAAUUCUACAGGCUCAUUCUCCUCCAGAAGGAUUACAGAAAUUUUUCAUACUUCUUUCACCUGUUCCAUUCUGAUACUAUCGAUUCCGUUCAAUAAUCCCUGAUCCAUACUCGAGGGGACAAACUAUAAAAAGUACUGUAAAAAAAUCAUAUCACGCAAUCUAAGGAAAAUUCAUCAAUGAAAAGAGAAGAAACUAUUUGCACGCUUUUGCUCAAUGACUACAUGUACAAAAUUAUUACUGUAAAUAUCACAAAGAAAAUGAAAUUGUAAAUAGCCAGAACAAUGCGGAUAAGUAUUUGGUUUCGUCGAGUUUGUUAACUCCAGUCGAACCUAGCUAUAUCAAAUAGACUGAUGCAUAUAUUUAGGUAAAUCAUUGUAGGAAUAAAUGUCAGUACGCAUCAAACAAGAUGUAGUUUUUGGAAAUAUAUAUAUUUCUGUCAACAGAAUAAACGACAUUGUGUCUCUUUGCG
Molecule: messenger RNA, 2204 nt
Organism: Diachasma alloeum
Lineage: Eukaryota; Metazoa; Arthropoda; Insecta; Hymenoptera; Braconidae
Gene: Hs3st-B
Product: heparan sulfate glucosamine 3-O-sulfotransferase 6
Exons: 4
Coding region: 513-1631 (372 amino acids)
Molecular function (GO): [heparan sulfate]-glucosamine 3-sulfotransferase activity
Source: RefSeq, a predicted model, not a curated record